Messenger RNA from Thermothelomyces thermophilus ATCC 42464, 1890 nucleotides. RefSeq lists its product as uncharacterized. Bases 1 to 1890 code for a protein of 629 amino acids. The transcript has 4 exons. Gene Ontology annotation, cellular component: nucleolus. The record is from RefSeq and is a predicted model, not a curated record. Gene Ontology annotation, biological process: rRNA base methylation. Gene Ontology annotation, molecular function: methyltransferase activity. NCBI's taxonomy places the organism in Eukaryota, Fungi, Ascomycota, Sordariomycetes, Sordariales, Chaetomiaceae.
AUGUCUCUAUACCACGAGACGGCCGCCAUUGUGACGGGGCCCUCUACCCACGGCGGCAGUCUCAAGUCCAGGAUAUUCGGCAAUAAGGACCUUAAGUCACCGCCCGCCCAAGUCUACGCCUUGGCCUUUGAGUCGAGCAAGUGGAGCGCAAUUCUGAAGGAGGUGGUCGAGAAUUCACAGCUGCUGCAGCAGGAGCGCAAGCUCACCCCGGCGCUCUCCGUCCUGCUAGUCCACGACCUUCUACUUGCCAAGAAGGGCAUCGCCCUCCCCGCCUCUCACGGCCUCCGCGUCGCCGUAGAGAAGCACAAGGCAAGGAUCCAGGCCGAGUUCACCAGAGCCCGGAUACGGAGGAAAUGCUCAACGGUCGAGGCCCUAAAGGCCGCCGUCGACGCGCAGCUGGGGCCGCCUCAUCCACGGUGGAUCCGCGUCAACACGCUGAAGAGCACCGUCGACGAGCAGCUCGACACCACGUUCAAAGGGUUCGAGAUGGUGGCCACGGUGGAAGAGGUCAUGGCAUCCGCCUCGACGGGCAAGAGGCUCAUCUGCCUCGACGCCACCAUCCCCAACCUCAUCGCCGCCUCGCCGGGCAUCGACUUCACCAAGACUGAAGCGUACAAGGCCGGCGCCAUCAUCCUGCAGGACAAAGCCUCCUGCUUCCCCGCCUACCUGCUCGACCCCCGGCCCGAGCACGGCGACAUCAUCGACGCGUGCAGCGCGCCCGGCAACAAGACAACCCACCUGGCCGGCAUCCUGCACGAGCGCGGAUUUGCCGAGGGCCAGCGCAUCCUGGCCUUUGAGAAGGACAAGCAGCGCGCCAAAACGCUGGAGAAGAUGGUCCGCACGGCCGGUUCCGACAAGGUCACCGUCAUCCGCCCGGGCGCCGACUUCCUCAAGACGGACCCCAACGCGCCCGAGUUCCGGUCCGUCGGAGCCCUCCUGCUGGACCCGUCAUGUUCGGGGAGCGGCAUCGUCGGGCGCGACGAUACGCCCGAAUUCCACCUCCCGUCCCCCGGCGGCAGCAGAAGCCCUGCUUCAGUCAACGAUGCAAACCCCAAGAACCUCAAACGAAAACGCGAGUCUCCGCCCACGCAAACAGUCCUGGUCGACGACGACGGCAAGGAAACGAUUGUCUCCUCCGAGCAAGCCCUCCAAACCCGACUCGAAGCCCUCGCCUCAUUUCAGCUCAAGAUUCUCCUCCACGCUUUCGCCUUCCCCGCCGCGACCCGCGUGACUUACUCGACCUGCUCCACGCACGCGGCCGAGAACGAGCGGGUGGUGGCGGCGGCCCUGCGGUCCGACGUCGCGCGCCAGCGCGGCUGGCGCCUCCUCCGCCGCGACGAGCAGCCCCGCGGCCUGCGCGAGUGGCCCGUCCGCGGCGACCCCGCAGCCCUGCCGCCGGACGAGGACGAGAACGAGAACGGGGCCGGGGCCGGGGCCGGGGCCGGGUACGGGGGCAGUAGGGAGGCCCUGGCGGAGGCGUGCGUGCGCGCGGACCGGGAGGACGGGCGGGGCGUCAUGGGCUUCUUCGUCGCCGGCUUUGUGCGGGACGCGAAGAAGGGCGGAGAAGACGACGACGACGACGACGACGACGACGACGAGGGCCCGUACGUGAGGGACGCGCAGGGACGGAUCGUCCGGGACGAGAACGGGAUCCCCACCAUCAAGAAGACGGGCAAGAAGGCGAUCGAGGUGGUCGAGGAGAUCAAAGGGCCCGGGGUGGAGAUACGGUUCGGGGAGGGAGAGCCGGAAGACGGAGACGGGCCGUUCGAGAGGGAUGCCGAUGGCAGGAUCAUCAGGGACGCGGACGGGAUGCCGACGUUGAAGGGGGGGAGGAGGGACGAGGAGGAUGAGGAGGAAGGCGAUAAUGAAUGGGGAGGAUUUGAAGAUUAG